Menidia menidia (Atlantic silverside) is the source of this 1279-nucleotide messenger RNA. NCBI's taxonomy places the organism in Eukaryota, Metazoa, Chordata, Actinopteri, Atheriniformes, Atherinopsidae. The record is from the annotation of a GenBank genome assembly.
AUGAGUGAUCACAGAGCAUUGGAGGGAGCAGAUCUCAGCCCAGCAGCUGCAGAGAUUGUAACUGUUCCUGAUAUCACCGUGAGGACGACGUCGGUGAGCGUGUCCUUCACCACGGAGGAGCCCUUCCUCCCGUCCACCACCCAGGCAACAAGCCCCGCCCCCUCGGCCUCGCCCGCCGCGGAGCCCAGCCCCGGCCCCGAGGACGCCGCCACCGCCUCCUCCAGCCCGGCGCCCACCGAGGCCGACGGGGAGAGCGGCCUGUUCUGGGAGCGGGAGCGGGAGCUGGACCGGGAGAAGCAGCUGGAGCGGGAGCGGGAGCGGGAACGGGAGCGGGAGCGCGUCCGGGAGCUGGAGAAGGAGCGGGAGAGGGAACGGGAACGGGAAAAGGAGCGGGAGCGGGAACGUGAGCGGGAGAAGGAGCGGGAGAGGCAGCGGGAGCGGGAGCUGGAGAGGGAGAGGGAGCUGGAGCGCAUCCGGGCCGCCGCCGGCCGCACCACGGCCGCCCCGCGCUCGCCGCCCGCCGUUCCCGUGGUUACCACCGCCCCGGCGACCAGCCCGGCGGAGAGCGCGCCGCCCUCGGCCGCAUCCGACGACCUGAGCACCACAGAAGAAGAAGAGGAAGACGUGUACCUCUCGCCCGAUCCCACCGCCUAUUUCCCCACCGACGUGGAAACCACCCCGGACGAAGAGACGGCGAUGACCACCGUUGCCACAGAGACCACGGCCGAGCCCACCACGGCGGCCGCCGCCACCACGGCCGCUGCCAGGACCCGGGCGCCAUUCAGGCCCAGGGCGCCAAGCACCACGGCAACGGGCCCGGAGAGAGAAACCAGCCCCGUGCAGCCCACGACUCCACUGGACGGUAACGAGGUGGGCGCCGCCGGGCCCAGCGGAGACUUCGAGAUCCGGGACGACCGGCGCGGCGGGCUGGGCCGCGGCGGGCUGCCCGCCGACCCCGACCUGCUGGGAAACACGGUGGACGGGGGCAGCUCCGCCGCCCAGCUCCCGCAGAAGAACAUCCUGGAGAGGAAGGAGGUCCUGAUAGCGGUCAUCGUGGGCGGCGUGGUGGGCGCGCUGUUCGCCGCCUUCCUGGUGAUGCUGCUGGUGUACCGGAUGAAGAAGAAGGACGAGGGCAGCUACACGCUGGAGGAGCCCAAACAGGCCACCGUCACCUACCAGAAGCCCGACAAGCAGGAGGAGUUUUACGCAUAACACCCGGAGGGAGCGAGGGGAGAGAGGGAGACACUCUAGGCCUUCCCCUCCUCCUCCUCUUCCUCCU